GUCGAUACCAAAGACAACUAUGGUCAAACACCUUUGUCCUGGGCUUCCAUGUACGGGGCUGCGAAGAUAGUGCAUCAAUUGUUAGAUAUCGACAAAGUGGACAUCGAUUCCAAGGAUAACAGAGGCCGAUCGCCGUUAUCAUGGGCCGCUUGGAGUGGACAUAAGAACGUUGUUCAGCUACUAACCACAAAUGGUGCGGAAUCUGACAUGCCUGACGACAAAGGA
Messenger RNA from Hyaloscypha bicolor E, 225 nucleotides. Its product is annotated as ankyrin. Lineage: Eukaryota; Fungi; Ascomycota; Leotiomycetes; Helotiales; Hyaloscyphaceae. The transcript has a single exon. The annotation marks the transcript as partial. Gene Ontology annotation, molecular function: protein binding. The record is from RefSeq and is a predicted model, not a curated record. Gene Ontology annotation, cellular component: cytoplasm; nucleus.